Lobosporangium transversale is the source of this 1080-nucleotide messenger RNA. RefSeq names its product ribonuclease H2, subunit B. Gene Ontology annotation, biological process: ribonucleotide metabolic process; RNA catabolic process. Lineage: Eukaryota; Fungi; Mortierellomycota; Mortierellomycetes; Mortierellales; Mortierellaceae. Bases 44 to 898 code for a protein of 284 amino acids. Gene Ontology annotation, cellular component: ribonuclease H2 complex; nucleoplasm. The transcript is spliced from 6 exons. The record is from RefSeq and is a predicted model, not a curated record.
UAUUCUACCAUCUUUUAAAAAAAAAAAAAAAAAGUCAUUCACCAUGUCAGUAGAAAUGCAACAGAGGAUCUGUAUAGGUCCCAAAGUAUCACAGAACUCAGAGAAUCCUAUCAGCAUACUCCUCCCAAAUCCUAGUUCCGGGCUUCCAUCUCGAUACAUCAUUCAAGAAGGUCGGCUCUUUGAAAUGCAAGUAGUUGAUACGGAAGGCUUACGGUCAUGGUUUGUUGGAGAUACAGUUCAAUCAGAUGGAUCAUUAUACAUUACCACACCAAUCGACCCUGUCUUCAUGUUCAUCCCCAUUCUAGAUAUAAUGCGUCAAAAAACCAUUGAUUCGGAAGGUCGAUUUUUGACCAUUGAUACCAUUUUUGAAAGCGAUCAGUAUACUUCUUUAAGACACCUUUCACAACUUCACAAAAUUGAGCUCUCUCUGGCUUUGGUCUGUGAAGUACGCGGAUCAAGCAUAAUGAAGACAUUUAGAUUAGAUGAUGAUAAGACUAUGAAAUGGUUGAAACAGAAAGUAGAAUUAAUAGUCAACAAGUUUGAAUCUGUCCCUGCCUUGGUCGAAUCAAUUGCCUAUACAGAAUCAUUGCCUGAAGUUUGCAGAAAAGAGGCUAUUGUACAGUCUGCCCUGAGACUUGUAUCCGCAUACUUGUCAGACAGCUGGGACGCCAAAUUAGCUGCUGAAUAUCAAUUUCCUGAACUUGAUAAAAUGCAGAGUAGGACUCAGCUACUAUCGAUUUCCGACUUUGGCAAGCGAUCUGGAAUGGAUUUAGAUGAAGACUUUAAAGCAGACAAGGAGAUAAAAAAGCCGAAAAUGUCUGUUGGACAGAAAAAAUUGGCCAAGGCUAGCGCAGGAAUGAAACCCAUCUCCAGUUUCUUUGCCAAGAAAACCGCGUAGAGCAUUUAUAAAAUAGAUUCCCAUUGUUCGUGGCGAGGGGUUUGCUGACUUGCUAGUUUGGUUUCGUCUGUGUACAAUACAAAUGCUGUCGAGUUUUUAUUGCAAUGAAUCAACUAAAUGUUCAUAUCAUGAUGAUGAAUGACGGAACUUUUAGGAAAUGUCAAACAAACUACCUCGUGAUU